GCCAGAUUAGUUUAGUGAGCGCAAUAGGCUACGGCUAGUCCGCUCAACCGCAGCAAACUAAAAUGAGACGCUGUUAUUUAGUCUGGCCAAUCAGAUAGCUAGUUGAUGUUGCUUGUUAUAUGCUCUUUCCGAAAUACGUCUGAAAGAUGUUGAGCCCCGUCCCAGAUUCGUCAUAGCCAGACGGGUAAUCUUCCGCCUGCUGGAGGGUCAGCAGUCAUAAACAAAACUCGCCAUGUCCUCGGACCGUGUAUCUUCCCUGACCGGGACACACGGGCUCCUUCGCGGGCAGCGUACGAAGUCAUAUGGCAGUCUGGUGACUUCCUCCUUAUCACCAGUCAGGCAAAAACGAAUUGAACAUCAAGUUCAACCGGGAGAUACUCUGCAAGGAUUGUCACUGAAAUACGGCGUGUCUAUGGAGCAAAUCAAACGGGCAAACAGACUGUAUACCAAUGAUUCAAUAUUCCUGAAGAAGUUCCUCUCAAUCCCUGUGCUGACAGAGUCACUGUCCUUUACUAAUGAGAGUGAGCUACUGCAAGAACUGUCAAAUCAAGAAGAGCGUAUUUCACAGCAUCUGGUUCCUGCUGGGAAUGGCCAAACAGACUCUGAAAGUCAAGAAGUGCCAUCAGAUCUUUCUCCAUCGGACUAUUUUAAAAGGAUGGAUAGUUUGAUUGAUCAGUCAAAACAAGCAGCCAUAAAAACAUGUCAAGAGGGAGAUGAACAGUUUUCUUCAAUGGAACAGCUCCGUCACAGCAGGCAAGGCUCAAGUGUCUCUUCCCAGGGUCAGCAGGCCAUACUGGGGGCUGUGCCUCUCACCAUCAGCAAACGUACCAAAAAACUGAGGGACAGAGAGGAUGAGAUCUUUCAGCUCUGACACUGGCUGUUUAGUGCAGUUGUCUGGUUUGUGUCCUAUUUUUGAUUAUGCAGGAGGGUGGAUGAGUUGAGGAUGUCUAAUUUCAUGCCUUCUGAAAUAUUGGUGCUGUAUGGUGAAUGUCUGGACUGCCAGGAUCUAUGCACUUGAUGGCUGAUUGAUUGGUUAUGUUGUGGAAGUGAUGUGCACUGACACUGUGCUGAAUGUGCCACUGUGGCCUUAGGUCAUGCUGUCCUGGCACUCUAGCCUGUUGCCUGCUAUUGGUUGCAUUACAAUACAUACUGUACAGCAGUACUACUUCUUUUUUCUAUUCUCUGCCCUCUAUACUCAAUGUUUUUUUUUCCCUUUAUCCAUCAGAUGGAUGGCUGAACCUGUACCUCACAAAAAUGAUUUCAUAAAGAACAUAAGGCUUUACUUACAAGGCAACAUUAUUUGCAUGAAUUGAUUUUGUGGGUUUAAAUGCACUGUUGACACAAACAUUCACUGUAAACACUACAUUGUUAUGUGAAUGUGGUUAAAAUUCAAAGGUUAAGGAAAACGCCUUAAAUCUACCUUUAUUCCCUAAGCACAUUUACUGUUCUGUUCCCGGUUGUUAUGUGCUUUUUUUUGGGUCACGUAGCUGCUAGACAGCCAGGGAAGUAUUUGACAAAGCAGGAUUUCUCAUUUAGCUAAAUUUAAGCCAAAAAUUUUAGCUGUCUAAUGGGAAAAGAGGUAAAGAGCAUUCUCAGCUCACUGAGAAUUCCAGCUUUGUGAAAUACCCCACUGUUGUCAACAUUUCUAAUCAGACCUUCCCUAUCUCCAGUGCUCUUGCCAUCUCUGUAAUUAUAAGUUAGCUGUGAAUACACUGACUUGUUUAUUUUAUUUAAUUUUAUUGUAUUUUUGCAGGGAAUUGGCAGACUGGUUAUUACUGCUUGGCAAUCAACUUGCAUAUAGUUUACAAGUUUCCUGUUGCUUUCACAUGUGGUGUUCUAUUUAUUUGGUUCUUGUUUAGCAGGCACGUGAGUUUAAAAAGGUGUGGCCAAUAUAGACUUGACUUUUUUGUAUGUGUAAGCUCUGGAAUUCAGUGAGAAUGUUCAUGAACAACAGUGUCACCUCCACAAGUGGAGUCAGAGUGACAGGUUUUUGACUGUUGACACAUUGACUGCCAAAGGGAAUUUCUCAAGAUGAAUGCAUUGUGAUGUACAUGUGGGCUGAGCUUAUAUUUUUAACAGUGUUAUACCAUAUACAAAUAUGAAAAUGUAAUAGUACCACACAGACACACAUGAACAAUUGAUGAUG
This is a messenger RNA of Pygocentrus nattereri (red-bellied piranha), 2146 nucleotides long. RefSeq names its product LysM, putative peptidoglycan-binding, domain containing 1 (gene lysmd1). The coding region runs from base 233 to 871 and encodes 212 amino acids. The record is from RefSeq and is a predicted model, not a curated record. Lineage: Eukaryota; Metazoa; Chordata; Actinopteri; Characiformes; Serrasalmidae. The transcript is spliced from 4 exons.